GUUGAUUGGGGAAGGGAGGGGGGAACCCUAACACUGUUGAAACUCUUGAAUGGCUGAUCUCAGAAGAUAAGUGCAACUGCCUGGGGACAAAGAAGAGAAUAAUGCUGAGACUGGGGAAAAUGGUAUCACAUGUAUGGUGGAGGGUAAUAUGUCAGCAGGGAAUAUGCUUGGCUCUGUUCAGCUCACAGUGAGAAACCUUGUGGGGUGGCAGCAAUGAAGUUCAAAGAACAAAACUUUCAUCUCUGUAUCCAGCCCAGCAUUUUCAGACUGAGUAAGAGCAGGUGCUAGGGGGUAAAAAAACCACAAAAUUGCAGGUGUGAACCCACUGCAAAAAAGGGUUGGUGUCUGCAAGGGUGGAGGCAGCUGGUAGGCAGGAUUUGAACUCCUGUGGCCAUACAGCCCUGGGUCCUGUUUUUUCUGUGUGGGGGGAGGAGGGCUGCUUGUUUCUGGCCUAAAUGUGACCCUCCACAUGUACCAGUAUUUUCUAAGUCUGUGCAUGGACAGAAAACAGCUCUUGCAGCCUCAGAUGGGCUUGUUCAUAGGGAGCUCUUCACCCAACCCAUUGGCAGGACUCUUGCCUGGUUGCCAGACUAUCCAGAUGUCCCCAAGUCAAGGGGAGCAGGCCUCCCAACCCAGAGUGUUGAGAUGUAGGUCAUGGGCACCUUGGAAGGUGCAGUUUGGGGAGUGCAUCAUGGUUAUGGGAAUGUGUGUUUUCAUCAUUCCCCCACUUCAAGCUUCUAGGGCUUGUCAGUCUUCAACAAGACAGCUGGAUUGUCUGAAGCCUGAUGAGCCUUCUUUGGGGUCUGCUGAGCCUGGCUUUGGUGGUUAUGUUUCUGUCAGAGGUCUCAUAGCACUGUCUGGGUGCAGGGUGGAGGUGACAGUAGCAUUGAUACUGGUGGUUCUAGGUCUGACAGCUGCUGUUUCUGCUUUGGCAGUUUCAGGUCUGACAAGUCACUCUCAGCAACAAUGCCCUGCCUGGUGUCCAGCAGGCUGGAUUGGGUAUCAAAGGAAAUGCUAUUACUUCUCAGAGAUCGAAAAGUCCUGGAAUGAGAGCCAGGGACACUGCUCUUCUCUUGGGGCCUCCCUGGCUAUGAUUGACAGCCAAGAGGACCUGGCCUUCAUGAUGAGGUAUAAAGGCAUCGCUGAGCACUGGGUUGGCCUGUGGAGGGGGAAUGAGGGACAGCCAUGGAAGUGGACAAAUGGCACCGGAUUCAGUCACAGGUUUCCUAUACGAGGAGGGGGUGGCUGUGCAUACCUGAAUGACAAGGCGGUCAGCUCCUCAAGGUGCACCACCGAGAGGCACUGGGUCUGCAGCCUCCAGAGCAUGUGCACAGCAGACCUGGAAGAUACUACACAAGGGAGCCAGGUGCUGAAACACCUCUGACAUCUGUUCACAAGGUGAUAGUGAGGAAACCAUCCCAUGUACAACUUGCCCCAAGUGUAAAUCACGCGCAAGGCUGUGGGACCCAUCUAUAAAAUGAAUUAGGUUCAUCAGCACUCGUCCAGAGAAGACAAGACAGGGGGAAUUUGAUAGCAACAUUUACUACCUGAAGGAUGGUCCAAAGAAGAUGGAGUGAGACUUUUUUCAAUGGUGGCAGAUACAGAACAAGGAGCUUAAGUUGCAGCAAGGGAGGUUUAGGUUGAAUAUUAGGGGAAAAAAACUUUGUCACUAGAGUGGUGGUGAAGCACUAAAAUGGGUUACCUAGAGAGGCGGUGUAAUCCUCAUCCUUGGGGGUUUUGAAGACCCAGCUAGACAAAGCCUUGGGUGGGAUGCUGUCGCUGGUGCUGAUUCUGCUUUGAGCAGGGGGUUAGACUACAUGUGACCCCUUCCAACACUCAUUUUCUAUGAUUAUAAAAUUAGAUAUUCAUUGCUGCCUUCCAGCUCAAUAAUGCCUUUGUGUUAUGGACCAGAAGGGCCUGGGUACAGGGACAUGUUACCACAGAGCUGCGUCUACUGCACUGCGUCAUGUCACUCACUCCCACUGUUGUCCUAAGCUACAGCCGUUGUGUGCUCUGUUUUGGGGAUCCCUCUUUUUAGAGCCAUUUUAAAGUACAUUUCCUCCUCUCAGGCCAGGUGCUGCAGCCAAACUAAUACAGCUUGGCACAGGCACCUAGGAAAUGGCCAUACCUGGCAAAAAAACCAUGAGAGAAACAGGAGUGUGGCAGAAUACCAUCUCUGUCUGUCCCCAAACUCUGCUAUCUGACAAUCUGGCUACCAUGGUCUCUGCGGAGGGCAGACCCCUCUGGACACCAUCAGCUUCAUGUAACCCUGAGUUGUAACCUGAGCUGGAUACAUUCCUGAGGGAGGGGAAACCUGCUUCCUCUGCCUCGUGACUGGCAUCACACACCUGGGUGAGGGGCUUGGGCUCCCUGUUGUUCUAAGCAAUGCCACCCUGACUGGGAGGGGGCUAGAGACCCUGCCAGUCUACCUGGCAACCAGUGAAACAUUUCAAAUUGGUUGGCUGGCAGCCAACAGAUGCUGGCCUUCAUUGGAUCAGGUAAAUGAGGUCAUAAGGGCUAUAUAAGUGAAGGACUGCCCAGGAGGCAGGGCAGCAGCCAUGAUGAAAACUCUCAGAGAAGCUGGACCAUCUGAAAUUCUCUUUCUUGAAACUUAUGAUCAAUGAACUGCUUGCCUCCAGAGGGAAUCUCCACCUACCUCUGAAUGUUACCCAUGAGUAAGCUACCUGAGAUCUAACUAGAUAUACAGCUUGCAGUAACUCAGAUGCAUGAUCAAAGGCUACCAUGCCACUGUUUGCUCUAAGGUAUUUCUCUGAUAUUGUUCUACCCUGGACCCUAUUCCAAAUCUACUCCUUGUAACCAAUAAAAUUCUCCUUGGUACCUAG
Molecule: messenger RNA, 2843 nt
Organism: Alligator mississippiensis (American alligator)
Lineage: Eukaryota; Metazoa; Chordata; Crocodylia; Alligatoridae
Product: C-type lectin domain family 2 member D
Exons: 5
Coding region: 470-1384 (304 amino acids)
Source: RefSeq, a predicted model, not a curated record